CGGGGUCUAUAUAUCACACCAGCAUCACUUCAAAGUUUCAUAAGUUUUAUGUGAGUCGAUCUGUGCGGAAGACAAGGGCCUGACUAGGGAAGAGAGACAGAGAUGGAGGUGCUGCAAAUACUUCACAUGAACAAAGGGAACGGCGAGACUAGUUAUGCUCAAAACUCUAAAGUUCAGGAAAAUAUAUUAUCCAUCGCAAAGCCAAUCGUUGAUGAAGCUGUACAAAAAUUGUUGUGCUCAAAUAUGGCAACAAUUGGGAGCAUGGGAAUAGCCGAUUUGGGUUGCUCAUCUGGACCAAACACCAUCCUUCUCAUCUCCGAAAUAAUUGAUGCCAUCCGUGCCACACGUAGCAGCUCAUCAUCAUUCACAGAAUUUAGAGUGUUUCUAAACGACCUCUUUAGCAACGACUUCAACACCAUUUUUAUGUCACUCCCGGCAUUCUACAACCAACUAAAGGAAGAAAAUGGUGCUGGACUCGGGUCUUUCUUUGUCUCCGCCACGCCGGGCUCGUUUUACGGCAGGUUGUUUCCAGCCAAGAGUUUGCACUUCGUGCACUCUUCUUCUAGUCUUCAUUGGCGCUCUCAGGUCCCUCAUGGCCUGGAUCUCCAGGCAGCUGGCAAAGCGUUGAACAAAGGAAAGAUUUGGAUUUCUAAGACCAGCCCCCAAUGCGUUUUGGAUGCAUAUUCAUUUCAAUUUCACAAGGAUUUCGUUAUUCUCAAGUCCCGGGCUGAAGAAAUAAUUGGUGGAGGACGGAUGGUGUUGUCAAUCCCAGGCAGGUCAUCCUCUGACCCAUCAACUCCAGAGAGCUGCUACCAGUGGGAUCUCCUAGCUCAUGCAUUAAUGACCAUGGUUUCAGAGGGUCUUAUUGAAGAGGAAAAGGUUGAUUCCUUCAACCUUCCGUACUAUGUCCCGAGUGAAGAGGAAGUGAAGCUGGAGUUAGAAAAAGAAGGAUCAUUUAUAAUAGACCGCUUUGAAGCCUUUGAAAUUGAUUGGGAUGGUGGUGCGGAAACAACCGUCGUAGCCAGUGGUCAGCGAGUGGCCAAGACCAUAAGAGCUGUGGUUGAGUCGAUGAUCGAAUCUCAUUUUGAAAAAAAUAUCAUGGAUGAUCUGUUUCGUCGGUACGCCGAGCUCAUCGCCGACCACUUAUCAAAAUCUAGAACCAAGUUGCUCAAUUUGUUUAUUUCAGUCAUUAGAAAGGACUGAGUUUUCUUAAACUUCCCAAUAAAAAUUUUCAUCAACAGAUUAAAGAUCUGGUCUCAUUGCCAUUUCCUUAGUUAUGUUGUUGGAUUUUGUUUUAGAAAAUGUUAAGGGGAGAUCAUAUUUAAUAAAUUAUGUUUGUACCA
Molecule: messenger RNA, 1343 nt
Organism: Pyrus x bretschneideri (Chinese white pear)
Lineage: Eukaryota; Viridiplantae; Streptophyta; Magnoliopsida; Rosales; Rosaceae
Product: probable jasmonic acid carboxyl methyltransferase 2
Biological process (GO): methylation
Molecular function (GO): S-adenosylmethionine-dependent methyltransferase activity
Source: RefSeq, a predicted model, not a curated record